AUGCAUCUCUAUCCGCAUCAAUUAGAUGAACAAAUUUUGUGCACGGAAAUAACAACAUCAAAUGGAAAUAUUAAUCAACAUGUAUCCUAUAAUCCAAAUCAUUCAAAUUCAUUAUCAACAAAAAAUCAACAUUUAUCUAUGACAUCUUAUGAUCAAUUUCAUGAAGAAGAACAACCGUUACGUGUUCAUAUUGGAAAUAUUCCAUUUUUAUGGACUAUUGAUGAUUUACGAAAACAAUUUUUGGUAUUUGGUCCAGUAAAAGAUCCAGAAAUAGUUUCGAAUGAACGUGGUUCAAAAGGUUUUGGAUUUAUUACUUUUUUACGUCAUAGUGAUGGUAUGAAUGCUAUUCGUGUAAAAAAUGGUUCCAUUGCCGAUGGACGAAAAAUAACAGUAGCUUUAGCAUCAUCACGUUCAUCAUCUCGAAUAAAUUCUCAACCUUGUUGUUAUUGUAAAAAUUUUAUAUAA
Adineta steineri is the source of this 465-nucleotide messenger RNA. NCBI's taxonomy places the organism in Eukaryota, Metazoa, Rotifera, Eurotatoria, Adinetida, Adinetidae. The record is from the annotation of a GenBank genome assembly.